Molecule: messenger RNA, 1269 nt
Organism: Aspergillus mulundensis
Lineage: Eukaryota; Fungi; Ascomycota; Eurotiomycetes; Eurotiales; Aspergillaceae
Product: Zn(II)2Cys6 transcription factor
Exons: 2
Coding region: 1-1269 (422 amino acids)
Biological process (GO): regulation of transcription by RNA polymerase II
Molecular function (GO): zinc ion binding; DNA-binding transcription factor activity, RNA polymerase II-specific
Source: RefSeq, a predicted model, not a curated record
AUGGACAGCGAACAACUCCAGCAGAAGAUUCGAUCACGGCGCACACAUCGCAAGUCGCGCCUUGGAUGCGGGAAUUGCAAGAAGCGGCGCGUUAAGUGCGACGAGAAGAAACCGAUGUGCUCAAACUGCGUCCAGCACUCUAUCGACUGCGACUUUCAAUUCCCAGCUUCAAGUUCACCCUCCGAGGGUUCAACACCACCUCAAACACGGCGGUUCAAAUUCCGCCCAUCCAAAUACCAGUCCCAAACCUCUUCGCCUGCACCAGAGCAAGCCAGCUCUAACUCGCGUUCUAUUGGAGUUCAAUGCGAUUCGUCGCCUACCAUAGACUUUAAGGGGGGUCCGGGAGAGGGGAUUUCGUUACCGGACCUGUCCCUCUUCCACCACUUCACCACAUCAACAUACUGCACCCUCGCAGCCGAGGAGGCAUACCCUGUCUGGCAAAUCCAUGUCCCGCGAUGGGGCUUCUCCUUCCCCUCUAUCAUGCACCUACUCAUCACUCUCUCGGCUCUGCAUCUUGCCCACUUGAACCCAGCCAAACAAGCCGAGUACAUCCACGAAGCCGACGAGCAUUUCACAUUCGGAGUGCGAUCUGUCACAUCGGUCCUUGCUCUUGAUACGCUUGACUCGACGAACUGUCAACAGAUAUAUAUCGCCGCGGUCAUGAUCUGCUUUGCAUACUUUGCUCGCGGCCCAAGGGACGGCGAGUACCUUGUUUUCAACGCCAAAGGAAAAUCAGAGUGGCUAGUCCUUUUGCACGGAGUGCGCACAAUACUCAGUCAGAAGCAACCUGAAAUCUUCACGGGCGUGCUUGCACCUGAAAAGGAGAAACAGAACAUGGAUAUACUCAACCCUGAGCUCGACACUGAACUGUCGCGGCAUAUCCACCGGCUCCAAGAAGUCAAAGCCAUGGUGAGUGUUGAGAUUCAAGCAGACAGCGACCUAUACGUCCAAGUGGUCGAUGACCUAAUCGGAUGCUUCGAUGGCGCAUAUCAAAAGCGAAAAGCCGGCAUCGUACCCCAAGAUUUGAUGCCAUUCACAGUGGGAUGGACAUUCCGCCUUCCAGAGAUGAUGAUCGACAGAUUAGAAGGGAGAGAGCCGGUUGCGCUUGUAAUCCUGGCGCACUGGGCUAUUCUGCUCCGGUACAUGGGCGACGUCUGGUUUAUGCGCGGCUGGGACCAGCAUAUCAUACUGGGGAUUAGGGCUUGUCUGCCGCCGGCGUAUCAUGCUUGGAUCGAGUGGCCUGAAGAAGUCAUAGCGUCUGAGCAGUGA